Episyrphus balteatus (marmalade hoverfly) is the source of this 1095-nucleotide messenger RNA. It is a transcript of the gene ReepB, whose product is annotated as receptor expression-enhancing protein 5. The record is from RefSeq and is a predicted model, not a curated record. Bases 169 to 708 code for a protein of 179 amino acids. The transcript has 5 exons. NCBI's taxonomy places the organism in Eukaryota, Metazoa, Arthropoda, Insecta, Diptera, Syrphidae.
UGCUCUACCCAAUCGCAUCUACCUUCACAUCAUACCAAAGUGACAUUUCACAAAUCAAAAAAAAAUUUUUGAGGCGCCCAUUUAUUUUUAAUAUAUUCUUUUGCUGUGGCUGUCAACCUCAUCAAUUUCGGUCACCCCCCAAAAAUAGAUCUAUUAAAAUAACACAAAAUGGCAUCUGCACAAGUUGAUAAAAUUAAGAAUACAAUUGAGAAAAGCUUGAAGGACAACACAAAACCCUGGACACAAGCAUUUGGAUUUUUGGAAGAAAAAUCUAAUGUUCCCCGGCUGUAUAUAUUUUUCGGUGUUGCUGGACUUUGUGCUUUAUACUUGAUCUUUGGAUAUGGUGCACAACUUUUGUGCAAUAUCAUUGGAGUUGUUUACCCUGCAUACAUCUCAAUUCAUGCCAUUGAGUCGAGUACAAAAAUCGAUGAUACCAAAUGGCUAACGUAUUGGGUAACAUAUGGCAUUUUGUCAAUUAUUGAAUAUUUCUCCGUGAUUCUGACAUCAGUUAUUCCUCUAUAUUGGCUUUUGAAGUGCAUUUUCCUAGUCUGGUGUAUGUUGCCAAUCGAAAGUAAUGGCUCAAACAUCAUCUACCAUCGCGUGAUUCGUCCAUAUUUUCUCAAGCAUCAUCAAGCCGCUGACAAGUUAAUGGACGACAUGAUGGACAAAGCGAAGAAAUCCAUAGAAAGUGUCUACAAAAAUGAAUAAACAAAAAAUGUGUGCAUCAAAUUUUAUACAGAAAAAAACUAAAGAAAGAGAAUCUAUAUUUUAAUACAAAAUAUAGUAUUUUGGUAUAAUGCUUUUUUGUCUCGACGUUUUCAUCUCUUCACCGGUUUCUUGAUGCUUUUUAUCUUUAUGUCACAUCACACAUAGAUAUUGUUUUAAAUUUAUCUAAUAUUUAGCGGGUACCUAGUUUAUUUUUGAAUUUAUUUUUUUUGUAAAUUUAAGUCAGGCAUUUUCUUUAAACAUUUUCUUGUUUAUCCAUUAUUUGAUUUGAAAUCAAAUAACUUUAAUAACGAUUUUCUCUUAAAAUAACUUGCCUUUUAUUCAAAAUUGUAAUCAAAUGAAAAAAUAAAAUAAAUAUUUAAAAUAAAA